Molecule: messenger RNA, 1054 nt
Organism: Rosa rugosa (rugosa rose)
Lineage: Eukaryota; Viridiplantae; Streptophyta; Magnoliopsida; Rosales; Rosaceae
Product: 36.4 kDa proline-rich protein
Exons: 2
Coding region: 78-845 (255 amino acids)
Source: RefSeq, a predicted model, not a curated record
ACUACAGACCUUUGUACCACACCAGUCCCCGGCCCUCUCUCUUUCUUCCAAAGAGAGAUCCAUACAGACUCCGAAAGAUGGAGUCCAGUAAACUCAAUGCUCUCUUCUUCAUCUUCAUGCUCGUCAUUUCCUCGGCCGCUCCGAUUCUCGGGUGCCCUACUUGCGGCAAAAAGCCUCCUCCCAAGCACACUAAGCCUAAGACCCCCAAGGGCCCUAUUACAGUCCCUCCCAUUGUGAAACCCCCAGUCAUCAAAGUCCCCCCAGUCACAGUCCCACCUAUCAAACCCCCAGUGACAAUACCACCCAUCGUCAAACCACCAAUCACCAUCCCCCCGGUCAUCCCUCCCAUUGUCAAACCACCAAUCACAAUCCCACCAGUCAUCCCUCCCGUCGUAAAACCACCAAUCAAAAUCCCACCAGUGAUUCCACCAAUAGUGAAACCACCAAUCACAUUACCACCAGUGGUAAUCCCUCCAGUGAUUCCCCCCAUUGUCAAACCACCAGUGGAGAUUCCCCCAAUCACCACCAAGCCCCCGAGCCCAGGGACACCGUGCCCCCCACCACCUGGGAAACCAGCUCCCAAGGACACUUGCCCCAUCGACACACUGAAGCUCGGAGCUUGCGUGGAUCUCCUCGGUGGGUUGGUUCACGUUGGGCUCGGUGACCCCGUGGUGAACGAGUGCUGCCCGGUGCUCGCAGGACUUGUUGAACUUGAAGCUGCAGUGUGCUUGUGCACCACCCUUAAACUUAAGCUUCUCAACCUCAACAUCUUCGUCCCUAUUGCUCUUGAGCUCCUUGUCACUUGUGGCAAGAGCCCUCCUCCUGGUUUCACCUGCUCUAUCUAGAUCAAGUCGUGGUAGAUUCAUGGAGAACUGAAUCGUCAUGAGAGGAUGUCGAUCAAGCGAGACUCCACUUCUUUUCUUUUCUCUUUUCUUCCUCCACAAUGUUUCUUGUUUAAUUUGAUUGACUGGUAUUGAAGCUGAUUUGUAUGCCUGGCUGUGAGAUUAUUGUACACCAUUUGUUUUUAAAUUAUGAGAAGAUUUUUAUUAUUCCA